Molecule: messenger RNA, 1699 nt
Organism: Amoebophrya sp. A120
Lineage: Eukaryota; Dinophyceae; Syndiniales; Amoebophryaceae
Source: the annotation of a GenBank genome assembly
GAAAAUUUCGAGCCGUAAGUUCCGGGACGGAAAAGCUGUGCGAAGUUUGCAGAAUGUGACCGCGCGGUGCGUGAACGGAAGUUUGCAGAUCGGGUUCCACCAGGAGGCUUUCGCACCGGUCGCAGACUUGAUUACGCCCAACGCGGACGCCGUCUACCUGCGCAAGGUGGCGGCGCGCUUGGAGGUGAACAUCGGCGUGCCCACGCAGUACCCGCUCCACGGAGAGGUCGAGCAACGGUUUCGCCAGACAAUCGCCUCCUACGCCGCCCGCCCGCCGAGCGACGGGCAGCUGCGGAACAUGCUACGAGAGGCUUUCAAUAGCAUUGAGGCUGCAACGCCGGAGGACUCGUACAGUAAUUCGGCUCCGCUGAUGCAGCUGCUACCCGAGCCGGAAGAUAAUGAGACCACCAGACGCCCUAUUCGUAUUGCACCAACUUCUUCUUCGGAUAAUAAUGAAGCUGCGACCGAGCAGUUUGAACAAACCAUCCGGACGGCCGACUUUGGCUUUCGCACGGCACGGCUCGGACCGCCGAGCGAAGAGGACGUCGAGGGACUGACUCCGCGCAGCGCCUUCCUGGAGCGCACGAGCUUUCCGCCCGGAAUGUUGCGCACCUUAUCGGACGCGUCGCUCAGCAGCCAGCGCACUGCUCAAAGACCUCGUCGAGCGUCCUCGCCCGCAAGUAUAACGACUGCUGCUCCGAGUCGUGCUGCUGCCGCCGCAACUAAUCAACCGCGUGGUGGUCGGCCGGUCGCAUCAAGGUCUGCUGCCGCCGCCGGCAGAACUGCUGCACCAGCCUUCGAUACUUCUUCUAGCAGUGGCGCAGCUUUGUCACGGAGCAGCAGUGCGCCGGGCUUUCGCUCGAGCGCGCACGGGACAAAUCAAACGGGAAGUGGCCGAACCGCCCCGCUUCCGCAGCAACCCACCCGUCGUCGACGCACGCAGAACGAGCGGCCUCUGUUUCCGGAGCAAACCUGGCGGGAUUUGGAAAAAGUUGUUUCGGAUCUGCACUUGGUUCCGCAGCGCGACCACGUGGUGCGCGUGUGGCGCAGCGAUUUGCAGGGAUCCCGGUACACGGACCAGUACCGCCCGGCGGAGCUAGCAGAAACCUUCGAAAUCGUGCGGCCCGCGCACGCCCGGCAGCGGGUGUACCGGAAUGCGGACGAUGAAUACGGGAUCACCCUGGAGUUGAACAGUUCGUUGGAACUCGGGCAGCUCAGCGAGUUGCUGGAGCGCAACCUCGAAGCCCCGAGCCGAUCGCACGACCGCCGCUUGACGCGUUCGUCGUCAGCAUCGAACUUGUUAGGCGCGGCUCGGAGUACCGUCCGUCGUGAUGCUGCUAGUGGUAGUAGCACUUCGAGUUCCACUGCGCCUCGAUUCGCCCCGCCACGUCGCGCGCAGACCGGACCGUUGAUGGGGCAGAGCUCGCUGAUGAAAGUGCUGCGGAGCGGAAAAUUUUUCCCCGUCGGAGUGCCGAAAAGCCUACAGGGGAACCUGUGGCCGCGGAACCGCCAAACCCCCGGCGACAGCGCCAUCGUGUUCUACGCGUACGCUCCGAGUCAGGACGCCGUGCUGGGGCGCCUGGCUUCCAGUACGUCAAAUGUGAAUCGGAAUCUCACGCACGGAGACCAGCCAGCCGGGCUCAACACAACUGUUUUGCAUCUGGUUUUGCAAAGAUACGGUGGAGCUAGUAAUUUGUGA